AUGGACCAAAAGAUCCCAUAUGAUGACUACCAACUCCCUGUGGUCUUUUUACCUUCUUAUGAGAGUCCCCCAGCAUGGAUAGCCCCUCAGGAGCGGAUCCACCAUCCUGACUACAACAAUGAGCUGACCCAGUUCCUGCCACGCACCAUUGUGUUGAAGAAACCUCCAGGGGCACAGCUAGGCUUCAACAUCCGUGGGGGAAAGGCCUCCCAGCUGGGCAUCUUCAUCUCCAAGGUGGUCCCAGGUUCGGACGCCCACAGGGCAGGGCUCCAGGAGGGAGAUCAGGUGCAGUCUGUCAAUGAGGCAGACUUCCAGGACAUAGAGCACUCCAGGGCUGUAGAGAUUCUGAAGACUGCCAGGGAGAUUCUGACGAGGUUGCACUUCUUUCCCUACAACUACCAGAGACAGAAGGAGAGGACUGUGCACUAG
Messenger RNA from Oncorhynchus masou masou (cherry salmon), 429 nucleotides. Its product is annotated as PDZ domain-containing protein 11-like. The coding region runs from base 1 to 429 and encodes 142 amino acids. The record is from RefSeq and is a predicted model, not a curated record. Gene Ontology annotation, molecular function: protein binding. Gene Ontology annotation, biological process: protein localization to basolateral plasma membrane; neurotransmitter secretion; maintenance of epithelial cell apical/basal polarity. Lineage: Eukaryota; Metazoa; Chordata; Actinopteri; Salmoniformes; Salmonidae. The transcript is spliced from 5 exons. Gene Ontology annotation, cellular component: cell-cell junction; synapse; basolateral plasma membrane.